Boeremia exigua is the source of this 1117-nucleotide messenger RNA. RefSeq names its product Adenylylsulfate kinase-domain-containing protein. The coding region runs from base 213 to 836 and encodes 207 amino acids. Gene Ontology annotation, molecular function: adenylylsulfate kinase activity; ATP binding. The transcript has 3 exons. Gene Ontology annotation, biological process: sulfate assimilation. The record is from RefSeq and is a predicted model, not a curated record. Lineage: Eukaryota; Fungi; Ascomycota; Dothideomycetes; Pleosporales; Didymellaceae.
ACGAAAAGGUACGGGCUGUCGCAUCACCGGCGAUCAAUGGCGGGUCGGCGCGGGCACGUCAUCUGCACUAGAGACCGAGAAUUUGGGUACGCAUGCAAUCAGCGUGAUCAGGACUGGCAUUGACUAAAAGCUCAAAGCUCCUUUGCAUUCUGUCUUGUUCAAUCUACUUUCAACAUCUUCCCCGUUAAUUUCCCAACCGUAAGCUCAGCAAAAUGGCGACCAACAUCACCUGGCACCCUUCGCUCUCGCGCGCUGAGCGCAACACACUCCGCAAGCAGCCUGGCUUCACCAUCUGGUUCACCGGUCUCUCUGCGUCUGGAAAGUCGACCAUUGCCACAGCGCUCGAGCAGCACCUGCUGCACCUGGGCUUCGCAUCCUACCGUCUCGACGGCGACAACGUGCGCUUCGGCCUGAACAAGGACCUCGGCUUCAGCGAGAAGGACAGGAACGAGAACAUCAGGCGCAUCGCGGAGGUCGCAAAGCUCUUCGCCGACUCCUCGACCAUCGCCAUCACCUCCUUCAUCUCGCCCUUCGCGGCGGACCGCGCCACCGCACGCGCCCUGCACGCCGAAGUCAAGGGCGACGACGCGCCGCUCGAGUUCAUCGAGGUCUUCGUCGACCUGCCGCUCGAAGUCGCCGAGGCGCGCGACCCCAAGGGCCUGUACAAGCUGGCGCGCGCAGGCAAGAUCCCGGAGUUCACGGGUAUCAGCAGCCCCUACGAGGCGCCCGAGAACCCGGAGAUUUACAUCCGGAGCGACCAGAAGAGCGUCGAGGAGGCGGUGGCUGAGAUUACACAGUACCUGGAGAAGAAGGGGUUGUUGAAGCUGGCGCAGUAGGGGAGGUGGGUACUGGCCGGUGUUGUUUAGAUGAAUGAUGAUUUAUGAAGUGUUGGGCGUGGAAACGCUGCAAGCACGAUACACUAAACUUGUUUGCCAAAGUGAGGCCAAAUGUGUUCAAACCUUGAUGAGUUGGCGCCUAUAAGUGACCUCCAACUGCUUGCUGUGACAAUGUAGUUGACAGUGAUUAUUUUCAUGCAUUCGCGAUGGGUAGACGUCUGAAAUGACCAUCAUGUGGAUACAGGCAGUUUAAUUAUGCGAAUGAAGUUACCAUGCAAAGG